AUGGCAGCAAAACCGGGCUCGGCCAAGUCCUCGGGCAAAGACUCGAAUAAGAGCAAGCCUCUUUCCUCGGCAUCAAAAGUGAGCAAGAAAGCCGUCAAGCGCCCGCCGCCAAAGGAAGUUAAGUCGAAGGCGCGUACCGAAGCCAGUCAGCUGAAGAAGACGAAGAAGAGAGAGUAUACGGAGGAGGAAUUGGACCUGCCGAAGUUGAAUGCAAUCACGCCUGUCGGGGUGGUGAAGCCUAAAGGGAAGAAGAAGGGAAAGGUUUUUGUUGACGACCAGGAGGGAAUGGCUACCAUUCUUGCUAUGGUCAAUGCCGAGAAGGAAGGGCAGAUUGAGUCCAAGUUGCAGAAGGCCCGUCAGCUAGAGGAGAUCCGAGAAGCGAAGAGAAAGGAAGCCGAGGCUAGGCAGGCAGAGAAGAAGAAUAAAUUGGAGGAUACUAAGGCAGCGAUUCGUCAAAAGCGCAAGCGCAAGGGUGAUAGCAACGAAGACACAAAAACUGAUACCACAGCAGCUCGUACCAAUGGGUCAUCCUCGAAGUCUAAAGGGAAGAGGAAAAGUGUUUCAUUUGCUUGA
Messenger RNA from Aspergillus bombycis, 573 nucleotides. The coding region runs from base 1 to 573 and encodes 190 amino acids. Gene Ontology annotation, biological process: intracellular mRNA localization; ribosomal large subunit biogenesis. The record is from RefSeq and is a predicted model, not a curated record. The transcript has 3 exons. Gene Ontology annotation, cellular component: preribosome, large subunit precursor; nucleolus. NCBI's taxonomy places the organism in Eukaryota, Fungi, Ascomycota, Eurotiomycetes, Eurotiales, Aspergillaceae. Gene Ontology annotation, molecular function: mRNA binding.